GAGUACAGUGGCCGGUGAAAUCGCGUUAAAAAGCCGCGCGCAGGUACGAUCGAAGGACCGAUCAUCUCUGCUCCUUUUUUUUAUUUCUACGGGGGUGUGGAUCGUUCGCUGUUAGAAGUGCUCUAGAGCGAGACGUGGAUAUCCCGAAAUAAACUUUCUCGGGUUAUGUAAAGGCUGGCAACUGGCUUGUGUAGACUCGCCGGUAUAAAGGUCGGCUGUGCCCCCAACAGUCCAAGAGUUGCUCACGAACUUCACGCCAGCAACCAUCGGGAGAACAUCGACGCUCUAUAUGUGACGUUGCCUUUUUAUCUGACGCAGACUUAUCUCCAUCGUUCACACGCAUCGUAGCAUCGCACUUUCUCGAGAGAGCGUUGUACCGUUGCACAGGCACGUGUCCCGUCGCGUCAUUUCGGCAACAUGCGUUCUUUGGUCUUCCUUACGCUUAUCGCAGUGGCUCACUGCCAGGAAUAUUUCCGGCAACCGGAAAAGAUCGUCAGCGAAAACCGGAACCUUGGUGACAAUCGUGGCCACUAUUCGUUCGCUUAUGAGACCGAAGGCGGUAUUGUGCAAACAGAGACCGGAAGCCGAAAGUACGUCGGCACGCCGUCUGAAACUCAACUGAUUCAAGGAUCCGUACAGUAUAAUGCUCCAGAUGGUACUCCGAUAGCAAUUAGCUGGACCGCCGACGAAUUUGGUACUCAAGUAGCAGGUACUCACGUGCCAACACCGCCACCAAUACCGCCAGCCAUACAGAGAGCUCUUGAUUGGAUCGCGAAACAACCCUCGACUCCGGAACCCGAGGAACUCGCCAAAGACUCGCCGAGUCAACAAAACGCCGUUCCAGCAGCCAACACUAAUCGACUAUAUAAACCGUUAAGGUCGAAUCAACGAAACUGAUCGAUUGUGAUACGAACGUUAGAAUAGUUCACAUGUUAGUUUUUAUAAUGUACAAAAUAAACUUCGUAUUUUCGUAGAAAA
Molecule: messenger RNA, 978 nt
Organism: Bombus pyrosoma
Lineage: Eukaryota; Metazoa; Arthropoda; Insecta; Hymenoptera; Apidae
Gene: CPR17
Product: endocuticle structural glycoprotein SgAbd-4-like
Exons: 2
Coding region: 418-897 (159 amino acids)
Cellular component (GO): chitin-based extracellular matrix
Molecular function (GO): structural constituent of chitin-based larval cuticle
Source: RefSeq, a predicted model, not a curated record